Messenger RNA from Acanthoscelides obtectus, 1668 nucleotides. Lineage: Eukaryota; Metazoa; Arthropoda; Insecta; Coleoptera; Chrysomelidae. The record is from the annotation of a GenBank genome assembly.
CCUAGACGUAGACUCGAUCCCAGUGAACGUCAACGGAAGGAAAAUCGAUCGCCGCCGUCGCGGGGUGAAAAUCGCGCGCUUCGACGUGCACAGCACUCGAAAUCAGACGAAAUCGCGCCGCGAACCACGGAAGCGUUCGUUCUAAACCGUUCUGUACGAAACAUAUACACAGUCUGUCUACGUACGGGCAACGUGAGUUUCCAGUGUGUUUCUGUUCUGCCUUCUGCGGCGUGCGGCGAGCAGUUCGCGGACUCUCGCGGAUCAUGACCAUUACUACGGUCAAAUUAGUUAACUGAUGAUUAUUUAAAUCGGGAUACGUGUUCUUGUAUCAAAAUCGUAUCCAAAUCGGAUAAUCAAAAUAUUAUUGUGGAUAGAAGAAAAUGCGAUUCAAUUAUUCAGUGUUUCAUUGAUAACAUAUGUUUCUAUACCUGAAGAUAGCCAACCUAAUGCUAUAAUCCAGCCUCCAAAAAUUAUCCGAUAUCGAAUGAGAUGCUGGUUAUGUUCAGAUGAGUGACUCUAGUGACUUGGAUAGACAAAUUGAGCAAUUGAAACGAUGUGAAAUAAUCAAGGAAGGUGAAGUUAAAGCCCUUUGUGCAAAAGCUAGGGAAAUAUUAGUAGAAGAAAGCAAUGUUCAACGAGUAGACUCGCCAGUUACUGUUAGUAUAUUUCCAGAUUAAUCUUUUCUAAAACAGGAUUUAGUUAUGCUUGAGAACAAAAUUUCUGUUUAGUGUUUCAGGUUUGUGGUGAUAUCCAUGGCCAAUUCUACGACUUAAAGGAGUUAUUCAAAGUUGGUGGAGAUGUCCCAGAGACAAAUUACCUGUUUAUGGGUGACUUUGUGGAUCGAGGUUUUUACAGUGUGGAAACAUUCUUGCUAUUACUAGCUCUUAAAGUCAGAUAUCCAGACAGGAUCACAUUGAUCAGAGGAAACCAUGAAUCCCGACAGAUCACCCAGGUAUAUGGAUUCUAUGAUGAAUGUUUGAGGAAAUAUGGUUCGAUAACAGUUUGGAGAUAUUGUACGGAAAUAUUUGACUACCUAUCGCUAUCAGCUAUAAUUGAUGGGAAAAUAUUCUGUGUUCAUGGUGGACUGUCUCCAUCGAUACAGACCCUGGACCAAAUUAGAGUUAUAGAUAGGAAACAGGAGGUGCCUCACGAUGGACCAAUGUGUGACUUGCUCUGGAGUGAUCCUGAAGACACCCAAGGAUGGGGCGUGUCCCCGCGUGGGGCCGGUUACCUUUUCGGAUCCGACGUUGUGGCGCAAUUCAACGCGGCCAAUGACAUCGACAUGAUCUGCAGAGCGCACCAGCUGGUUAUGGAAGGAUACAAGUGGCAUUUCAACGAGACUGUACUCACCGUUUGGUCUGCGCCGAAUUAUUGUUACAGGUGCGGCAAUGUCGCGGCCAUCUUAGAAUUGAACGAACACCUUCAAAGGGAUUUCACCAUAUUCGAAGCGGCCCCGCAAGAAACCAGAGGCAUCCCAUCGAAAAAACCGCAGGCCGAUUAUUUCUUGUAGGAUAUAUUCUAGCGUUUUUAAUAUUUCCUCUUUAUUUGUAAGCAAUCAUUCUGGUUCCGUUGCCAAUUCACACAAUUAAGCGUCAGCGUGGCGGUUAAGUACCAUUUAUAUGAAUGUAUUAAGAAUUAGCAAGUUUUAAUUAUACAUUUUCUAUUUAA